UUUGGCAACACUGGAGAAAUGCUGCCGCUGUCACUGUCAUGUCAAAAGUUUCAGUUUGUAUUUGUAACGCUCAGUUUUUAUCAACUUUUUAGAAAUUUUAUGGGAUUUUUGUUAUUAGUGUUUAGCUGUUGUAUGAAAUGUGUCCUUAAACUAACCCUUGCCAUGAACCAGUCGUACUCAGACAGCGACGUGUCGCUGUCCCCCACACAAAUACUGGAGCGACUACAUCUGCUGCGCCAGCUACAGUUGUUACAACAAGACAAACUUGUUAAACAACGCCAGUUGUAUCAAGAUUCGCCGCGGAACUCUAGCAUUACGGAAAUCGUCAGUCAGUUUAGUGCAAGUACCAGCUUUAACACAUUCCGGAGCUUGCUUGGAAGUUCCGAGUCUUCAACUGACGCCACACCGCGGCUCCAUUCGAGUAAAUCACAAUUAAAUCAACAGGACUUAGUAGAAGGCGUCGCUGUCCUUAAUCUAUCCCAAGAGUCGGAAUUCAUUAUUACUUCUCCCGUCUCCAGCAGAAGCAAAGCUUCCAAUGCAUCCCAAGCACCAACUUCUGUCUCCAGCAGAAGCAAAGCUUCCAAUGCAUCCCAAGCACCAACCGAGUCUGGUGCUAGUGCCGGGGCGCAGUCUAUAGCUAAGAAACAAAUAUCUCUUGACGACAUGCCAGUGCUGACUCCUAAGAAAGACUUUGAAGCCCUAAUCAUUGAAAAACUGAAAAAUGAAUUGGAUGCACCUAAGCCCAAAAUAUUACAAAAGGAAAAUGUGCCAAGUAAAGGCAAAAAACGAUUUCUCAAAAAAGGGGAAGGUAUGUCCCGAUUUGGGCUGCAGAAAAACAAACCUGUCAUACAAAGUACAUAUGCUUUGCCUUGGAAAAAAAGUUCUGAUGUUAAAAAAGCACCGGUGAAAGCUAAAAAUCCUAAAGCAUCAGAAAAUUCUAAGAGAAAAAGUGUAGAUGUUCAAAUUGUUGUUUCUAAGCCAACACCUGAAUCUAAAAAGAAACCUGCUGUUGAUGAUAAAGUGAAUCCGCCAGAAGAAGUAUGUGACAAACAACCCAAUAAUAAAGUCCCUCAAAAUUCAAAGCAGGGGAACAGUAAACAAUCAACUAGUAUAGUUGAUUCUAGCAAUUGUGAACUCCAUGGUCCACAACCACUCUCACCACCAAAAGAAAAAGAAAUAAAAAUACAUUUGCCUAAAGGAAAACACCCUUUACUGGCAAAUAAGGGUAAAACCUGGGCGGCAGUCCUGACUAAAGAACAGGAUGAUUUCCUUCGGCAACUCAAACAAAGUGACUAUUACAAGAAUUUUACUUCUCCUGCCAAAAGCAUUCUUUCAGAUAUCAGCUGUGAUGAAACAUUCAUGAAACUAAGACAGGAGAGGGAAAUGGCAGAGCAAAAUAUGUUUGAAUUGCUUGAAAACAAAGUAGACCAUGAAAGCUUCAAUUUGAACAAUUCUUUCAUUAAUAGGUUUUUACAAGGUAGUCAUUUAGAAUGGUCAGGAGAUAGUACCCCUGUGAUUAUGCAGAAAUGUCUAGCGAGCAAUCCUAAACUGAUGACCUUAUGCCCUGAUGUGCACCAGACUAGAAAUGUAAAUUGUCAGAGUGAUAUUGACUGCAACAGUGAGUACACAGAGUGUUGCAGUGAAGCAUGCUCUUCUGAAUGCAGCUGUUCUUGUAAUAACACUAUAGAAGAAUCCAACAACUUCAACAACAACCAAAAUAUCUCUAAAAGUAAUAAAAAACAGGCUGUCCAGCAUAAUAAAACAAACAAAACAACAAAAGAGGCUGACAAACCACCAGAAAUUCAACAAUGUCAUAAUGACAAAGAAAUUGACAGCAUGAAAGAAAACAUGGCAGAAAUGAAUGCUAAAUUAGUUGCUACUAGUGAACUGCUAAAAGAUAGGCUCAGAGAAUUAGAAGAUGAAAUUGAAACAUUCAGAAAAGAAAAUGCAAAUUUAACCAAAAUGAGAGAAGAGAUUGAUUUGGAGAAGCAAAAGUUUUAUGAAGAAAAAUCUACCUUUGAGCAAAAGUACAAUGAGGAGAAAAUUUUAUCAGAAUAUUACUUAGCUGAGGAAAAAGAAAAGUUGACAAAGCAAAAGCAAAUCUACGAAAGACAAGUGAGGGAGAUGAGAGGUCGGCUGAAUAAAAAAGACAAAGAUGAAGUUGCCAACUUGAAGAAAGAAAUAAAUGACCUAAAGGAAGAAAUGAGACUUAAAGAUGCUAAAUACACCACUGUCGCCGCAAGGCUUCGCAAUCAAUUGAAAAUUAUGGAAAAGGAGAAAAAAGAUUUGCAGGAAGAAGUAGAAAAGUUGAAGAAAGAGAAUCGCAGGAUCCAACACAGCAAUGACAUUACCAGGCGAAUGACUAAUAUCAAAUAUUUGGAACAAAUAAACAAGAAGUUGUCCAAGGCAAAGAGUGCUCAGAGUCAAGUAGUGCCUGACGAUGAUAUGAAGUAUAAAACAUUAGAAAUAGAAAGGCAAAGUAGAAGUAGGGCGCAGCCUGCAGCAAAGAACCCACUUAGAGCCAGAGCUAAGAGUGUGCCUAAUCUUAAUGUAACAUCUCGAUAUGCAAAGUAUUUUAGCCAGAGGGAUGUAAUGAGUCCAACAGAAAGAAAUCAAACUUUAAAUAUAGACAGAUAUACCUCCGAUGACAUCGAUGAUGGGCGCUAUGAUCAUGAAAAUGAAAGUUUAGGAGAUACAGAAUCUGUCAGCGGGAGAGAUGCAACAGACAAUGAAGAUGACAAUAGUUUAGAGAAAAUAUACAUGGAGAGAUUUCAAGAACAUUCAAAAGAUGAACCUGUAUUUGACAAAGCUAGAACAAGCUAUUCAAGUUCCAAUCACAGUUUCGAAAAGAUGAAUCUCAACCAAAAAACAGAUGACUUUUUUAUUCAUAAAUCUAAUUCAGGUUCGAUGAAAGAAUCCAAGUCUCCAAAGCAGAUAUCACCUCGCAAUCAACCUAGCGGAUCCAGUUCUAAUACAUCCAAGUCUCCAGUGUCUAUAUUAAGUCAUAGAUCAACUCGCAAAUCACCAGUAACAGUUAUUAACCAUGAACCAGAUUAUUUACCCAGUUCGAGCAGAUCUAAUUUCUCUCACGGCAGAUCUACGUCACCCGUAUCUAUUAGCAACCACACAUAUAGCUGUAGCAACCAAAGAAUACCCACUGUCAUAAACCGAGAAUAUUUAGACAACAGAUUCCCAGAGCCUCCAAGCAAAACCAGUGUAACAAAAACGGACCUUACCCCUACUGAAAUAAGGAAGUCAGACGGUUCAAAAGAACUCAGAUUUCCAAAUGGAAAUGUGAAGUAUUUGUCGGCAGAUGGCAAAUACAGCAAGUUUGUGUACUACAAUGGGGAUGUAAAGGAAAACUUCUACAACGAAGGGAGGAUAAAGUAUUAUUAUGCUGAAACAAAGACUUACCAUACAACUCAUCCUGAUGGAUUGGAAGUUUUGGAGUUCCCCGAUGGCCAAGUAGAAAAACGUUACAAAGACGGCUCAUCCGAGAUCCGUCUGCCGAACGGCACCGUCCGCUACUUCGACCCCAAGAACCCGCACGUCCGCGAGGAGUGGCGUUUCCCCGACGGCGCCACGCUCACCGCCUCGGCGUCAGGCGAGCGCCGCGUGGUGUUUGCCAACGGGCAGGUGGAGGUGCAUACUAAGGACCAUAAGCGCCGCGAGUUCCCUGACGGCACGGUGAAACUGGUGUACAACGACGGCACAGCUGAAACGCGCUACGCAUCCGGCCGGGUCCGUAUCAAGGACAAGCAUGGGAAACUCAUCAUGGACUCUGUGCCGAGCUGAUCGGGACUUUAGGUAGGCCUAAUAAAGUGCAAGAUAGCGCGUCAUGAAUGAAACUCAACGGGAUCGUGGACACUGUACUGAGCUAGACUGAUUGCAACCUUCGGUAGACGUAAUAAGGUGCAACUUGUCGAUGACAUUCGUCAAGCUCAUUAAGCCAAAGCGCAAUUUGCCUCAUGAUAGUUGACUAAAAUACGGUUCAAUUAAUUUGAAAUAGAUUAGUCUCAUUUCUUUUAUAUGUUAUUUAGAUUAUGAUGACACCGAAUUAUAGAAAAUUUGGUUGAUGAGAAUGAUGCAAUAUUUGUAUUACAAUUACUAAGUAAAAUUGAUCUGGGGGAUACCGAAAACAUUUUUUUGUAUAAUAGAAGCAUUAUUAUAU
This is a messenger RNA of Cydia splendana, 4171 nucleotides long. It is a transcript of the gene Sas-4, whose product is annotated as centromere protein J. The record is from RefSeq and is a predicted model, not a curated record. The transcript has 3 exons. Gene Ontology annotation, cellular component: centriole; centrosome. Gene Ontology annotation, biological process: cilium assembly; centriole elongation. Gene Ontology annotation, molecular function: tubulin binding. The coding region runs from base 19 to 3795 and encodes 1258 amino acids. Lineage: Eukaryota; Metazoa; Arthropoda; Insecta; Lepidoptera; Tortricidae.